This is a messenger RNA of Humulus lupulus (European hop), 2141 nucleotides long. RefSeq lists its product as uncharacterized. Bases 194 to 1741 code for a protein of 515 amino acids. The record is from RefSeq and is a predicted model, not a curated record. Gene Ontology annotation, cellular component: chloroplast envelope. The transcript has 13 exons. NCBI's taxonomy places the organism in Eukaryota, Viridiplantae, Streptophyta, Magnoliopsida, Rosales, Cannabaceae.
CUAGCCAUAACCACAACUUCCACCAAAGCUUUGGAACUUGGAAGAAGAAAAGAAAUCUACGGCUACAAUCGUCAACCACUCGCCAUAACCAGAAGAUAUUAGAAAGAAAAAGCCCCCUUCUUUCAUGGCUAAAACCUGAAAAACGAAAAACCCAACUUUAUUUUGUUUCAAUUUUGGCAAAACCAGUCAAUUUAUGGCCUCCAUAUCCAGCUGCUUCACUCUUCCACCCAAGCCUCGUGUCUACCUAAAACCCUCUAUUUUCCGAGAACUUCCCAAAAAAUUUCCCCUUUACCAAACACCCAUUUUCCCAGGACGCUCGGCUAAGUACAGGGGAUCUCAAACAUUUGUGCCGGUUGUCAGAGCUGGCAUUGAUGUAACGACCGCAAUCAGGCCUGGAGGUAUUGUUGAGAGCGAUAAAAUACCCAGUGAUGUCAGGAAGCGAGCUAUGGAUGCUGUGGACGCUUGUGGUGGAAGGGUUACUAUAGGGGACGUCGCUAGCAGGGCUGGGCUUAAGUUGAAUGAAGCUCAGAAAGCUUUGCAAGCUCUUGCUGCUGAUGCUAAUGGUUUCCUAGAGGUCUCUGACGAAGGUGAUGUUCUCUAUGUUUUCCCAAAAGAUUAUCGAGCAAAGCUUGCGGCCAAAUCAGUGAGGAUAAAGCUUGAACCUUUCUUUGAAAAGGCUAAGGCUGGAACUGAGUAUAUAGUUAGAGUGUCUUUUGGCACUGCUCUAAUUGCGUCUAUUGUUAUUGUUUAUACCACAAUCAUCGCUAUUCUUUCUAGUAAGAGUGAAGAAGAUAAUCGGGGAAGACGAGGAAGAUCAUAUGAUUCAGGAUUUACUUUUUUCUUAAGUCCAACUGAUCUCUUUUGGUACUGGGAUCCAAAUUACUAUAGAAGGCGAAGAAUACAAGUAGAUGAUGACAACAAGAUGAACUUUGUUGAAUCUAUUUUCUCAUUUGUAUUUGGGGAUGGUGAUCCAAAUCAAGGAAUUGAAGAAGAGAGAUGGAAGUUGAUUGGCCAGUACAUAACAUCUAAUGGUGGUGUGGUUGCAGCCGAGGAACUUGCUCCAUAUCUUGACGUAGAAACUUCAGGAAGAUCCACAGAUGAUGAUUCGUACAUCUUACCUGUUCUUUUACGGUUUGAUGGUCAACCUGAAAUUGAUGAAGAGGGAAAUAUUCUGUAUAGAUUUCCGUCUCUCCAGCGCACGGCUUCUUCUCAAAGGAGUGGAAGAAAGGAAUAUGUUGGCAGGAAAUGGACUGAUUGGGUUGGAGGGGUUGAGAAAUUUUUCAAGGAGAAGAAACUGCAAUUCAGCAAAACUAGCUCUUCUGAGAGAGCGUUGGUCAUUGGACUGGGUGGGCUCAAUCUUUUUGGGGUUAUAAUUCUUGGAACUAUGUUUAAGGAAAUUUCAAUUCCACCAAGUGGCUUUAUUAAAUUUGCAGCUGACAUAUUUCCUCUACUUCAGGUCUAUGCUGGUUCUUUCUUUGCGAUUCCCUUGUUCCGGUGGUUUUUCUUGCGUAAUAAGAAUGGUCAGAUAGAGAAGAGAAACCGUGCAAGAGAACAACGAGCCCGGGCACUUGAGCUUCCAGAUAUCUCUCUAAGGCGAAAGCUUCUCAGCGCCCGGGACAUGGCUCAAAGAACAGUAAUAGGACGGGAUCAAAUCGUAUAUAGUACUGACAAAGAUUUUGUUGAGCAAGACUACGAGGCUCGAGAAUGGGAUCGAAGAUUUCGGGAGAUAGAGAAAGAUUAAGACGGGGUUUCAUGAAAAACAGGAUCUCGCUGCUUCACCUGGCAUUUAGCAGAGCUUUCAAGUGUCAUAGAGGCAUAGAUAGCACUUGCAAAUAUAUUUGUCCCAUUUGUUGCUGCUGUCAUAGAAAUUCAACCUUGUAAAUAGAGCUUGUACUUUUCAAGGGAAAAAAGAGCUGACACUUUUGCAUAAUCUCAAAUAAUAUGUUAUAAAUGAUUGGAGGAAGUGUUGUUCUACCUUAUCAAACUACUUGGUCGUAUGGGCUUGGGAAGAGCAACGUCAAAUUUGGAUUUUAUUGGCGUUUAUAAUUAGACUAAUACUAAUCGUACUUGUAUCUGAUUAAAGAAUAAAAACAAAGCCUUCCCCCAAUAAACGGUUCAAAGUUGGAGGUGUACUGUUUUAA